Molecule: messenger RNA, 1621 nt
Organism: Porites lobata
Lineage: Eukaryota; Metazoa; Cnidaria; Anthozoa; Scleractinia; Poritidae
Source: the annotation of a GenBank genome assembly
AUGAAGGAGCAUUUGCAUAUCUUGGCGCUCGACAUAUUUCAGACCGCCAAAGAUAAUAAGAUUGACAUUGACGUUGAGUGGAUACCUCGUACUCAGAAUGAGAGAGCAGAUUAUUUGAGUAAGAUUGUUGAUUAUGAUGACUGGACAGUCAAAGAUUGCUAUUUUCAUGCUGUUACCUCUGUUUGGGGCCCUUGCUCAGUAGACUGUUUUGCUAGCUACAAAAAUAGCAAGGUUCCCAGGUUCUAUUCCAAGUACUUUAAUCCAGAUUCCUUGGGUGUCGAUUCGCUCGCCUUUAGUUGGGUCGGCGAAACAUAUUGGCUUGUGCCACCUGUUUCGCUAGUUAAGAAGGUCAUCCUUCAUGUCUGUUUGUGUCGUUGUCGGGGAAUUUUGGUAGUUCCUUAUUGGCCGUCAGCCCAUUACUGGCCCCUUUUGGUGGAACGCGGGGGUGUUUUCAAAUCAUUUGUUUCAGAUUGUCUCUACGUUGAGAAUGGUAAGGAUGUUUUUCUCUAUGGGGGAACAAGAUUUCCCUUUUUGGAUCAGAGAAUUUUAGUACCCCAGUGCUUUUUCUGUUGCUCGACGGGGCUGUACGGGAAUCUGUAUAGGUUGCUGUGGAGUUGUACGCCACUUGGCCGCUAGGCCGCUGGUCCGCUGGACCACUAGGCUACUGGGCCAGUUUACGACGAACGCACUAGUUUUUGCCAGUACAUGAAGAUUGUCCGUUUUUACGCCAUUGGCUGUCUGUGUGUAAGCCGUUUUGGCUGGUUGACUUUUUUCCUCAUUGAGGCGUCUUAUUUUUACUUAACUUGCUCAGUCGUUUGCUCAUAAUUAUUUUUCUUUUCUUAUUAUGUCUAUGUUUCUACAAGGUGGACGUGCAUUUGCUUUGAAGAGUGCUCAUCUAAAGGGUCCAGAGCUUCGUAAGUUAGCAGCCGAUCUUCCCUUGCGUACCAUUGAAGAGAAGGCUCCUUCGACGACGGACCGUUACUCAAGAGCUUUUCAGAAAUUCAGGGAAUGGUCUUCACCUUAUAACGAGGUCGUUUGCCUGCCAUCGGACGAGAUAUCAGUUGCUCUUUAUUUAGAGUCCCUGAUUCAAGGUGGUUCCCCUUAUUCUUCCCUAGAGUCUGCUUGCUAUGGUAUUAAUUGGGCGCAUAAUUUGUAUGGUUUUCAAAGUCCCUGCGAUUCCAAAUUGGUUAAGAACGUGCUCGAGGCGGCUAAAAGAGGUCUUGCGAAACCUGUUUCCAAAAAAGAACCCGUUACCCCCGCCAUGAUUUUAGAUAUUUGUAAUAGGUUUGCCGGUCCUAAUGCUAAUCUUUCUGAUCUUCGUUUAGCAACCAUUUGCGUAACCGCGUGUACCGCUUUUCUCCGCUAUAACGAGUUAGCUAGCCUACGCUGUUGCGAUGUUAGUUUUUGCGAUUCUUUUGUCAAGAUUUACGUUUACAAAAGUAAAACUGAUGUUAAUAGGGAUGGUGCCUACGUCUUGUUGGCAAAAAAAGGGUACGUUUCUUGCCCCUUCAAUCUGCUUCGCAGAUAUGUUUCAGCUGCUAAUUUAGAUUUGUCGCCUUCGUUACCCUUUUUUCGCUCUUUGUAUUUUCAUAAGGCAACCUCUACUUAUAGUUUGCGUAGU